CAUGUAACUUGACAACUGAGCCGCUACCUGUCAAACAGUCUCCGGUUCUCCUCAGUGUUGAACUGAAAUGCCGGCUGGCUGUUAUUUAUUUAUCUUUUGGCCUUUUACCCGGGAUAUUUGUAAAAGAAUUCCCGGUUUUUAAACGUCACGUUGUGUUUAUGGGACUACACACCGGCACCUUCUCUCUCUCUCUCUCUCUUUCUCUCGUCCCGGUGGGUUUUUUUUUUCUUCUCAGCGGAGCCUCUCGGUGCUCAGAAUGGGGGCUGGAUGAUUUGACAGUCCGACGUAGAUUCAGGCUGAUGGUCCGGGACCUGAUAUAGUGUUGAACAACGGCAUGACCUACAUACCGCAGAGCUUACCGGACAUCUCUGCAGUAUGGAAACAACCACCGACGUCCUGUUCAACCUUGUAACACAGCACUAAGUGACCUUCCGUUUUUUAUUUGCUGCUGCUGACGGAACUAUGCAGACGAAGACACGUGAAUGUGCUCUGGGCUGAUAAGAGAAGAAGACAGACCUAUGUGCAAAAUAAGGGAGCGUAAUAACCAGGAUUGUGUGCUUGAGGUUUUUUUUUUCUGACCUUUGACCUUUAAUGCAAAAUUAAUCAAGCAGGUGGCUCUAGGAUUCCGGAUACCCGUGGAUCUACCAGAUAAUACACUAGUGUUGCUGUAUGGAUCAGCUGUAAAGGGCCUAGAGCAGGGGUCAAAAGUCCACUGAAGCGACCAAUGGAUGCCUUAUCUACCCAGAAAUAAGAUAUAAAACAAUUGAAUGAUCUAUAAAGUGUUUAAAUAAAAUAGGUAGAAAAGCAAUACAAAUAUAUUUCAAGGACAGAUUAGAUUCCUAAAUAGACUUUUCAUUAUGCUUCUAAAUGAUUGUCAGCCUUUACCUCUCUUGAGGGACACGGACGUGCCGCCUCGGGUCAAAGAAAACUUCAUUCUGACCGGCUACCGUUUCCCAAACUACAGCCUGAGGGAUUGCUUGUUAUCCGCAUUCAGGCCGACCAAUGAAACUGGGAACUUCUGGACGCACUUCCUCCCAGUUUUCGUUUUUUUCUACUAUUUCGUGGAGGCGUUCGGUUGGGAAGGCGCACCGCAUGGCGCCGCCCCCUUCUUCUAUCCGUUCUGGACCUACUUUAUCGGGGUGUUCUGUCUGCUCAUGGCGAGCAGCAUGGCCCAUCUGCUUAACUCGAUGUCUCUGGUGGUUAGAGAAGUCUGCUUCUUUGUGGAUUACGGCACCAUCAGCGCCUACACAGUCGGCUCAUCUUUGGCCUACUACUAUUACAUCCACCCUCAGGCAGGGAUAGUGGAGACGGGAAACCACAAUGGAUCCCACAUGGCCCUGGAACAUGAACCCGGGGAGGCUGUCACAUCAUCCUAUGCAAUCCCAGAGUUCAGUGUGUUCUUUGAGACCUUCUACAUCCCGAGUGCGUGUAUGGUAGCAAUCAUCUGCAUCUUGUCCUGCUGCAACACUCGUCAGAGGUGGAGGAAGCAUCGCUACGUCAUCCGAACCCUCGUCUUCCUGCUGCCGUUCCUCGUCUCUUCAACACCGGUGUUCUACCGCCUUCUCACCAGAUCACCUUACUCCUCCACCUCCUCCUCCUUCACCGCUUCCAACUCCACCUCCACCUUCUUCUAUCGUCACUGUUUCUGGCUGGUGGUGUCAGCCGUCUUCAACAUCAGCAAGAUUCCUGAGCGACUUGCCCCGGGUCGCUUCGACAUCUGGGGUCACAGUCACCAGUGGUUCCACUGCUGCACCUUCCUGUCCAUCCUCGACGAGCUCCACAUGAUCAAGGCUGAGGUGAGGGCGAUCCUGCUCAGCCCGACUCUGCUGCUCCCGCCGGCAACCCUCUCACGCCUACCUGGACCUACUGUUGCGUCGACCUACGGGGUGAUGCUCCUCCUGCAGACCACCAUCAUCUCCAUCAUCGUGUGGUUCUCCUGGAAGGCCAACUGCAUCUACGGACCCGAGAGAGACCAGCUGGCCGAGGAAUACCCCAAGAAGCACCUGAAAUGUCACUGAUCACAGAUUUGUGUUUUGAAUCGCCUUUACUGCGAAUGAAGUUUGCACGUUUAUUCAGAGCCAUGCCACUAGAAGAAGUGCACAAGAAUCACGAUAACCCCCUCCUGAUUCCAUGUCUGUUGCAUGUUUUAAACCCUUUGAGAGCAUUGUGCAAGCUUUCAUGGGGUAAAUUUGGGACAAAGGGAGAUGAGAGGAUUAUAUUUGGAGCAGACCAAUGGAUGGCUGUCUGGCUGCGUGGAUAUUCUGAAAUCUGCCAGGGCGUCUGAUGAUAAAACUACCUCUAGGUGUUGUUCACUCCAUGACAGAGGAAAGGUGUUGGUACCCAGGGGAACACAAGUUCCAUUUACCAUUUGGGUAAAGUGGCUUAAAUGUUGGCUUAAAGUGUUGUCAGUUGUCAGUGUUAGUUCCUCCUGUUACUUCCCCUUUCUCUGACUUCAAACUCUGUUUUUGCUGUGGUUGUGACUGAAAACUACGGAAGAGGAUUAGGGCCAAAUGUGGAAAAAAAGUUGUGCUCAGAACUCAAUGUUUUAAAUCAGAA
Labrus mixtus (cuckoo wrasse) is the source of this 2556-nucleotide messenger RNA. RefSeq names its product progestin and adipoQ receptor family member 9 (gene paqr9). The transcript has a single exon. The coding region runs from base 858 to 2018 and encodes 386 amino acids. Gene Ontology annotation, cellular component: membrane. NCBI's taxonomy places the organism in Eukaryota, Metazoa, Chordata, Actinopteri, Labriformes, Labridae. The record is from RefSeq and is a predicted model, not a curated record. Gene Ontology annotation, molecular function: signaling receptor activity.